Molecule: messenger RNA, 1257 nt
Organism: Amaranthus tricolor (Joseph's coat)
Lineage: Eukaryota; Viridiplantae; Streptophyta; Magnoliopsida; Caryophyllales; Amaranthaceae
Exons: 7
Coding region: 102-875 (257 amino acids)
Biological process (GO): protein ubiquitination
Cellular component (GO): membrane
Molecular function (GO): ubiquitin-protein transferase activity; zinc ion binding
Source: RefSeq, a predicted model, not a curated record
AUUAUUAUUAUAAACCAAUCUUCAUCAUUUUUCUCCUUUUCCUGCCCUUUCUCUCACUCUCUCUCUAUCUCUUCCUCUGUUUUUCUCCAUUAAAACCAAAAAUGGUGAAUGAUUUCAUGGUCUGUGUGGAUCGCAUCAUUGCUUCAGCUUGUUUGCAUUCUGUUUCUGGGAUUAAUCUUGAUCACGACAAGAAUAUUCUUACAGAAAAACAAGAUAUUUUGAGUACUAAUAAUAAUAAUAAUAAUAAUAAUAAUUAUAAUAAUAAUAAUAAUAACUUUAUUACUCCUUCUUCUUCUUCUUCUUCUUUGUUGGGUCAUAAAGAGAUGAAAGAGUGUAGGAUUUGUCAAGAAGAAGAUGAUGAUAACUCCUUGGAAUCUCCUUGUGCUUGUAAUGGCACUUUAAAGUUUGCUCAUAGAAAGUGCAUUCAGAAAUGGUGCAACAAAAAGGGGGAUAUCACCUGUGAGAUUUGUAAUCAGGUGUUUACACCGAACUAUUCACUCCCACCAAGAUCCGAGCCAGACGUUACAGCAGUUGAUAUCAGUCAAGCUUGGACUCAUCAUUUCGAUAUCCAUGAUCAUCAUCUUUUAGCGCUAGCUGCUGCUGAGCGUCAAUUACUCGAAUCAGAGUACGACGACUAUGCUGUUGCAAACGAUGGCAAUGUCACAUAUCUACGAUCAAUAGCUGUUGUUUUGAUGUUCAUCUUGCUAAUCCAUCAAGUACUGAUGAUUACAAGAGAUUUCGGGCUGAUGCAGGGGUAUAUGACAUUUUUCCAUUUUGAAGUUUCGUUUCUUCAACUUGCUGGUCUUCUUCUCCCAUGCUAUGUUCUGGGCCGUUCAUGGUAUAUUCUGUAUACUAGGAGGAGGCGACAGGGUUGAAAUAUCAAGAUAGUCGAGAUCAACCCAUUAUCAUUUGAAUCGAGAUAAUUUUACUCCGAUGAAGCUAGAGGUACUCCGCUAGCUACAUAUGAUUAAGCGACAUUUAGAUUUCGGAACCAAGUUCUUGGCUUGCAAGCUUGCUUCUAAAUAUGUUAUUAGUUUAUCAAUCUUUGAUGAUUUAGGGUGAGGGCACUCGAACGAAUUGUAAAUGUAAAACUCGAGUGCGUUAGGCUAUUAAAGCUCUAGCCUACGACAUGCUCUCGCUCUAAACUUUUCAAUCUUUUUCGGACAUCAUUAAAUUAUGUCCGGUUUUCUUUGUAAAUGUUGCGAAAAAUGUGAAAAAUUGGAAAGCUUAAUGAAAAAUUGAAAUUGCCUUUGGUAG